Molecule: messenger RNA, 1155 nt
Organism: Malus domestica (apple)
Lineage: Eukaryota; Viridiplantae; Streptophyta; Magnoliopsida; Rosales; Rosaceae
Source: RefSeq, a predicted model, not a curated record
AUGAGCUUAUCAUGAGCUCUAACCCCCACCACCAUGAGCUCCUUAAUUGAACCUAAGAAGCUUCUUCACAUAGCCUUAUUUCCAUGGCUGGCAUUAGGUCAUAUACCAUUUCUUGAGGUUGCCAAGCACAUAGCUCGGAGGGGUCACAAAGUUUCCUUCAUAUCCACCCCAAGAAACAUCCAACGCCUCCCCAAAAUCCCACCAGACUUAAUUCCUUGGAUCAACUUAGUCCAAAUCCCGCUACGGUGCGUCGAAAGCCUCCCGGAGAAUGCAGAGGCCACCACGGACGUGCCAUACCUAAAAUUAGCUCAUGACGGACUUGACCAAGGUAUUUUUAUUUCCUCCAAACUCACUGUGAUUCCACUAGGGUUAUUGCCACCAAUGGAUUUUGAUCAAUCCAGUGAAGAGAAAGAAGAUAGCAACUGGCCCUUAAUUUGUGAGUGGUUGGACAACCAAGAGAAACAGAAUGUAGUUUACACUGCACUCGGAAGGGAGUUUAAUUUAAGUCAACAAGACUUCACUGAGUCGGCUCUUGGACUAGAGCUAUCCGGGUUGCCCCUUUUUUUUGGGGUCCUUGGGAGGCCCGGUUGGUCAAAAGUUGCUGAUUCCGUCAAGCUGCCGGAGGAGUUCGAGGACCGGGUCAAGGGUCGUGGGAUUGUUUGGACAACUUGGGCAGCUCAACACAAAAUCUUGGCUCACAAGGCAACCGGGGGAUUCCUGACACACUGCGGUUGGAGUUCGCUCAUAGAAGGACUACACUAUGGUCGACCUCUUAUCAUGUUGCCCUUCUUAUAUGACCAAGGGUUAAACGCCAGGUUUUGGGACAAGAAGAUUGGAAUUGAGGUGCCAAGAAACGAAGACGAUGGAUCGUUUACGAAGAACUGGGUGGCUAAGUCACUGAAUUUGGUUGUGGUGGAUGAGGAAGGGAAGGCUUACAGGGAUGGAGCCAAAGAAUACAGUGCAUUAUUUGGAGAUAAGGACCUCCAUGAUAGAUACAUGGACAAAUGCGUGGAGCAUUUGGAAAAGCAUACAUGAGGUUUGUACGUUUUUGCCCCGGAAAGAGGCCACCUUGUUGUGUGAUUUGUAUGCACUUUUAUAUUUUCUGAAAUGAAUUUUAGUAUUAUCAACUUAAUUUUAGUAUUUGUUUUGGUCUGA